UGUCAGACUAACAAUUGUACAAACGUGGUAAACAAUUAUUAUCUGCAACAAUUCAAGAAAUAUCGCAAAUGGAAGGCAAAAAAACAGACCACGCAGACGACAACCAAAGAAAAGAUACCGAAAAUUCAAUGGUCGUCAAACAAGACUUGAAACUGAAAAUUCCUAGACCGCCUAACGCGUUCAUGUUGUAUGCAAAUGAACACAGAAAGAUCAUGGCUCAACAGUAUCCCGCCGAUUCGAAUAAGGAGAUUAGCAAAAAGUUGGGCAAGACGUGGAAGCAGUUAGACCUUAAGAAGAAGGCGGUUUAUUUCGAAAAGGCCAACACUAUCAGUGAAGAGCAUAAGAGGAAGUACCCAGGUAACUAG
Molecule: messenger RNA, 365 nt
Organism: Acanthoscelides obtectus
Lineage: Eukaryota; Metazoa; Arthropoda; Insecta; Coleoptera; Chrysomelidae
Source: the annotation of a GenBank genome assembly